ACUCACGUGUUUAGACCCGGUAGUGUAGAGAACACGCUGCUGACGGAGAUCACACGGAGCGGCUCUCUCUCAGUCCGGAUCAGUCCGGGCGCGGUUCAGAUUCUGGUUUUGGUAAACCAAUAUAGCGUGACGUCAUGUCGGUGGUCGAGUGUGUACCUGGACAGUUUGAUGACGCAGAGGAGGACAGCAGCCAAUCAGAGGUGUCGGCUGUCCUGAGUCAGAUCAGUGAUGUCACUCUGCAGCCUUCAUCACACCAGGAGGAGGAGGAGGAGGAGGAGGAUGAUGAUGAUGAUGAUGAUGAUGAAGAUGAAGAGGAGUGGGCAUGGUGUUCAGCAGGAGGAGAUCUGACCAAGAGAUACAACAGGACGACUUUCAACUGUCAGUCCAACAGACAGAAUCCGACCAAUAAGACGCUGCCAUCGUCGACUCCAUCUGAUAAAGCUCUGAGGAAAUACGAACACAAGAUCAACCUGGAUAAACUGAAUUACGCCGACUCGGUGAUCAAUAAAGUCACGACGAUGCAGAAACAGAAAGACGCUGACACGUACAGAGUGAAGGACAAAUCAGAUCGAGCCACAGUCGAACAGGUUUUAGAUCCUCGGACUCGAAUGAUUCUGUUUAAAAUGCUGAGUCGAGGAGUGAUCAGUGAAAUCAACGGCUGCAUCAGCACUGGGAAGGAGGCGAAUGUAUAUCACGCCAGCACGUCAGCAGGAGAGAGCAGAGCCAUCAAGAUCUACAAGACCUCGAUCCUGCUGUUCAAAGACCGAGACAAAUAUGUCAGUGGAGAGUUCAGGUUCCGUCAUGGUUACUGUAAAGGAAACCCCAGGAAGAUGGUGAGAACUUGGGCAGAGAAGGAGAUGAGGAACCUCAUCAGGCUGCAGACGGCAGGAAUCCCAAGUCCAGACCCUCUGCUACUCCGGAGUCACGUUCUACUGAUGAGCUUCAUCGGAAAAGACAACAUGCCGGCUCCUCUGCUGAAGAACGCCUCGUUGUCAGAGUCGAAGGCUCGUGAACUCUACCUGCAGGUUCUACAGAACAUGAGGAAAAUGUUUCAGGACGCUCGACUCGUCCACGCCGACCUCAGCGAGUUCAACAUGCUGUAUCAUAAUGGAGAUGCUUACAUCAUCGACGUGUCACAGUCGGUGGAGCACGAUCAUCCUCAUGCUCUCGAGUUCCUCAGGAAAGACUGCAGCAACGUCAACGAGUUCUUUGUGAAACACGGUGUUGCAGUGAUGACAGUCAGAGAGCUGUUUGACUUCAUCACAGACCCGUCAAUCACCUGCCACAACAUCGAUCAAUACCUGGAGAAGGCGAUGGUGAUCGCAGCUGAGCGGACGUCAGAGCAGCGAUCAGAUCAGGACCGAGUGGACGAGGAGGUGUUUAAAAAGGCCUACAUCCCCCGAACUCUGACGGAAGUGAGUCACUAUGAGCGAGAUAUUGACCUGAUGAGGACGAAAGAGGAAGAGUCGGCGAUCUCUGGACAUGAGGACAACAUUCUGUAUCAGACACUGAUCGGACUGAAGAGAGAUCUGUCAGGAGUUCAGACGGUUCCUGCUCUCCUGGAGGAUGAGAGCUCGUCGGAGGAGGAGGAGGAGGAGGACGACGACGACGACAACGACACAGGUCAGCAGGAGCAGAGCGAGGAGACCCCGAUGGACAGAAAGGAAAAGAAGAAGAUGGUGAAAGAAGCUCAGAGAGAAAAAAGAAAGAGUAAAGUACCAAAGCACGUGAAGAAGAGGAAGGAGAAGGUGGCCAAGAUGAAGAAAGGCAGAUGACUUCCUGUUUGUCAGCAUGGACUUCCUGUGUCGUGACUAUAUUGAUCCCCCAGAAACAUCAGCCAUCAUCCAGCAGCCAAUCACAGCUCAGAUCUGCCUCAUCAAUAUCCACUUAGACCAGUUUUCCUGCAGUUUAAGGACCAAGAGAUGUGGUUGAAAGCUCCAGGAGAAGCUUCAGCAGCUGCGUCUGAUUGGUUUAAACCGGUGACAUCAUCACGAUUAAUAAACGUUUUAAUCCAA
Messenger RNA from Lates calcarifer (barramundi perch), 2015 nucleotides. It is a transcript of the gene riok1, whose product is annotated as RIO kinase 1 (yeast). The coding region runs from base 135 to 1775 and encodes 546 amino acids. Gene Ontology annotation, molecular function: protein serine/threonine kinase activity; ATP binding. Gene Ontology annotation, cellular component: preribosome, small subunit precursor; cytosol. NCBI's taxonomy places the organism in Eukaryota, Metazoa, Chordata, Actinopteri, Centropomidae. Gene Ontology annotation, biological process: maturation of SSU-rRNA. The transcript is spliced from 17 exons. The record is from RefSeq and is a predicted model, not a curated record.